AAGAACUGGUCUCAGAAUCUCAUUCAUAGUUAGCGAAUUUGUGAAGUAUGAUUUGCGCAAUACUUCGUGUCGCCGACGGUUGUGUAUUUUGCAUAAGAAAUAGUAAAUUAUUUUACACAUUUAUGAAAAUUCUUAAAUAAAGUGAAGUGAACAGAGGAAUGCAUCGAUAAUAAAAAGGGCGGCUCAUGCAGUUAAUUUCUAAGCGAUUCAACAUGCAUUUGCUUCCGGGUCUCCUCUUUGUUGUGGUGUUUUCAAGGACGUGCUUGGCUCAUGGUCAUGAGCCGGUAUCACAUUCAGCUGAGACUGCUGGUCAGUCAAAGUGCCCUGGAGUGUGCCAAACAGCAGAAUCGUGUGUCACAUCUCUCAGUGAAACAGAUUGUUCCGGUAAUUUGGUUUGCUGCGUUGAUCACCUUGAAAAGAUGGCGGCUACGGAGUUUGCAGAUCCCGAUCUUACAACAGAGAGUUUAUUAGAUUCAAAUGUGGUCCCCGAAGUGGAAGAAAUGUCUGAAGGUGAACUAUCUGAAUUCACGACGGAAGCAGAGAUGUUAAACGAGAGUGUAUUUGAAGAAGUCGAGGUUCCAGAAGAGGAAGUAAACGAGGAAAUGAAACUACUAAACAGUGGAAAAUAUGAGAUUGUUUAUUCUGAGGAAGCUGGUGAAGCGGUUCUUGCCCCUGUCACACCAGAGACCCAAGAGCUAGUAGAUGAUUCUGCAUGCCCUGGAACGUGCAUAUCUGCGGCAUUUAUGACAGACUGUUCUUAUGUAAUGAGUGAAAGUAGUGUGUGUUCAGCUGGAGAAGUCUGUUGCUUAAAUGACGAGGAUUAUCAAAGAGCUCAAUAUUAUAUAGAUCAAGAGGAAAAAUCCACUAAGGUUAAGAGAGCUGCAGAACAAUCCCAAAAAUACGAUUGCCCUGGAAGCUGCAUGCAUCCUUCCCAUCUUAUUUAUUGUGACAAAAUAUUAAACCAGUUUUCUUGCCCCCUCAAUGCUAAGUGCUGUACACUUCCUACUGCUCAAAGAGCUCAAAUUCAAGAACCAAUCGAAUGUACAGGAACGUGCUUACCUUUUCAUAUGGGUGGAUAUUGCUUACCACCAAAUGAAUUAGUGAUGGGUCCUACAACUUGUGAAACUGGCACUUCUUGCUGUAUGGUAAAUCCUUCUAAUGUUCAACCUCCUCGUUUCAAAGCUAUGCCCUUCCCAAAUACACCACCACCUUUCACAAAUGACAUCACUGCUAAUCUUCUUGGACAUCUAGCUGUGGAUGAUGCUGGUAAUGUGUUUAAAGUCAGCAAAAAUGGGCAGAUCUCUCCUCUCACGAAUUUGCCUUUAGGAACUGAUAUUAGAAGUUUGAUUAGACUAGCUACAUAUCCUCGUUUAAGUGGAGAAAUAGCCAUUUAUUCAAGUCAAACAGGUGAACUUUACCAGCAAUUCAUUCCUCGUAUGCAAACCGCUUCCAAUACAAGAGUCAAAGUGCAAUCUCCUUUAGUUCGUCAACCAAUACACCAAUUUGAAUCCCAAGCAUCUGAACACGCUGCGAAUUUUCAGCCUAAUCCUCCUGUUCAAGCAAGUACUGCACCUAUAGAUCAAGAAACUUCAGACAUCGUGAUACCAGAUGAUGAUGACGAAGCACCAGUGACUACAAAUACUCCGGUGAUCCAUACAGAUAAAAAUUCCAGGCCUCCUUGCCCUGGUUCAUGCAUGUCUUACUUCUUGAGAUUCACUUGUUUCAGAGGCUACGCAACUUACGAUGGCUUCACAUGCCCGGGAAGAUCUGUUUGCUGUGCACGUUUGAAGGAUAUUGAAGAUCACGAGCAAUACCUAAAAUCCAUAUCUCCUUACUUCAAUACCUCACCAGCCUCCAGAGACUCUAGCCUUCCUCGCUGUGGUAUCAAAGGAAGACGCGAUACUCCAAGAAUAAUGGGAGGAAAAGAUUCAUUGCCUGGUGAAUGGUGCUGGCAGGUGGCUGUUAUUAACGUUCAAAACCAAUAUAUUUGUGGUGGAGCUCUCAUUGACAACUCUUGGGUACUGACAGCUGCUCAUUGCGUUGCAAGCUCUCUAGAGGAGGGUCAAGCAAUUUUCAUCCGAGCUGGAGUUACAGAUUUGAAAAGCCCAGAGGACAACAGCAAGGCUCAAACUGUUCGCGUUCUCUCUACCUUUGUGCACCACAACUUCAACAGCAAAACUCUAGAUAAUAACAUUGCUCUACUUCGUUUGCAAAAACCUGUCGAACUUGGUGGAAAUGCCUGUGUAGUAUGUCUUCCAACUACUAGAAAGAUGCCAAAAGAGGGAGUUAAAUGCACCGUAACUGGAUAUGGAUUUGUUUCACCUGAAGGUGGUAUGGCUUUGAGGAUUCGAGAGGCACAAAUCCCUAUUGUGGACGACAUGGAGUGCAUGACUAAUGUUACCGAAGCAUUGGACAAUCCGUUUAUUCUGCCUUCCAGUAGUUUCUGUGCAGGUGGUGAAGGUAUUGAAGAUGCUUGCCAGGGUGACGCUGGAGGAUCUCUUGCCUGUGAAGUAGGUGGAUUCCACGAACUUGUUGGCUUAGUAUCCUGGGGACUUGGAUGUGGCAGAAACUUCGUACCUAGUAUAUACGUUAAAGUUCCAGCAUUCAUGGGAUGGAUAAAUCAAAUUAUAAGUUCAAGUUCAUUUGUACUUCCAUAACAUUUUCAUUUGUAAAAAACUUAGGUUUAAUUAAAGUGACAAAGACACUAA
Molecule: messenger RNA, 2708 nt
Organism: Parasteatoda tepidariorum (common house spider)
Lineage: Eukaryota; Metazoa; Arthropoda; Arachnida; Araneae; Theridiidae
Biological process (GO): proteolysis
Molecular function (GO): serine-type endopeptidase activity
Source: RefSeq, a predicted model, not a curated record